AUGGCAAGAGACCGGAAGGAGCAAAUGGUAAUCCAGUCUUCAAUCGUCUUGCUUCAAGAAAGAUUCAGACAACUUCAGAGAGCUCGAGAUUUAAGAGCUGAGCGAGAGCUCCUCAACCCUAAACCUCAUCACCAAGACAACAUCUUACAAUAUUACAAUGAACCCGCGAGUUUUGGUUUCUUUCAGUUUCUACCUCUAAACUCUCAAACAUCCUCGUCACAGCAGCUCCUCUCCCUCUCCUUAUGCCCUCAAUCCACCUCUGCUUCCAUUGAGAAGCCAAGCUUUUGUCAUCAAUGGCCAAAUAAAGAAGACAAGAUCAUGAUGGGUGGGUUUGAUCGAUACGACGACGUUGAUACGUCUCUGCAUCUCUAA
This is a messenger RNA of Arabis nemorensis, 372 nucleotides long. The record is from the annotation of a GenBank genome assembly. NCBI's taxonomy places the organism in Eukaryota, Viridiplantae, Streptophyta, Magnoliopsida, Brassicales, Brassicaceae.